Molecule: messenger RNA, 4264 nt
Organism: Mytilus trossulus (common blue mussel)
Lineage: Eukaryota; Metazoa; Mollusca; Bivalvia; Mytilida; Mytilidae
Exons: 4
Coding region: 83-1699 (538 amino acids)
Source: RefSeq, a predicted model, not a curated record
GUACAGGUAACUAAACAAGGUGUAUAGAUGUGGACAAAUCUUAUGUGAAACUAGUGUAGAUUACACUAAACCAAAUGUAAACAUGUUUACUGUACACGGCGUUUGGUGUGAACACGGCCAUAUUAAAAUAGAAAAGGCAGUGUUUGGAUUAGUAAGAAUAAUGACAGUCUCCAAAACUUUUAUGGUAAUCGCUGUAUUUCUGAUAGUCGGAUACGAAGAGGGCGCAGUUUGUAACAGUAAAUGGAAGUCUGUUCUGGAAACCGAUGAUUAUGGAAAUUCACGUGGCAGCAAAGAACAAUUAAUAAAAUAUGUGCAAUCUGGUGCUGACAUGCGCAUUAAAGUCCAUAAAUUAGAUUUUGGUGCAGAUGUUCUAAUGGAUGUAAACAAUGCUUACGUUACUGACAAUGAAAUCUGCUGUCAAUCAAUUAUGCAUAUUGGCAAAGAUUCGUGGGAUACAUUUACAAGAUAUGUUUACUGGAGAUUUCUCUUAAUCUGUACUACUGGUCAUGUAAACCAAGCUCGCUGGUAUGUUGGCGACCAUAGCAAACCGGAAGCAGAUACAACGACAAGAAUGACAAUCACGUGGUUCAUUAGGACUAUCAAUUGUGAUGACUAUAAGAACGGAACAACUCCAAUAUACUGCACCAAUGAGAUUGCUUGUGGUCCGAAAUCGAAUCUUUUCGACGCCGUUGCUUCCGGAUCAGACUUACGGGUUGUCGAUGAAGGACUCGGAUACGCCACACGUAUAGAGCAUGCUGCAUAUUCCAAACGAAAAAACACUAUUGGUGCAGAAAGCAUUUGGGCUGUUAGUCAAGUCGCAGUCGAUAAACAUGCUGUAUUUACUAAUGACGCAUUUUGGUGGUUUACGUUAUGGUCGUCUGAAGGUGAGGUCGAUAUGUCAAGAUGGAGUAUUGGGGAACAUAAAAAUUCUGGCCAUUCCAAGUCAAAGUUUGACAUUAAGUGGUAUGCUGAUUCGUGUUGGCAGUUAGCCUAUAGUCAUGAUGGCAACGGUGAGCCAAUUGACGGAUCUCUUGAUCUUUUAAAAGCUGGAAUAUUAUCUGGACAUCGAGUUAGAAUUGUUGUAGGUCCAUACAGUAUUGAAGCAGAUAAUCUUCUUAUUAAAGAUGGACAAGUUAGUGCUCAAUUAUUGGGCCAUGUUUCGAAAAAAGACGUUGAUGUUUUUCAAGAAGAUGUGUACUGGUUCUGGCAACAUGUUGCGACGACUGGCGAAGUAGAAACAAUCCGUCCAUUUGUAGGUGAUAUCAAAUACAAAGGAAUGUCCGGGGGAAGACAUUCGGUCAAGUGGUUCAUGGAUACCAGGCAUUGGAAACGAGCCAUAUCAACCUUCAACUCAAAAUCUGUAACUAAAAAAUCAAAAGAAGACUUGAUUGAUUCCGUGAGAUCACACGGGAGUUCAGUGAGAAUUAUAGUUAAAGAAAAUGAUAACCAUAUAAUGGCGAUUCGAGCUGAUAAUUUAGGUUUCAAUUCAAAUAAUACAGAAAUAUCUGCGCAAUCGAUACGAAAUGUAGGUCAUUUUUAUCCGGCAGGUUCCGUUCGGGAAUUUCCGUCAUCUCCGUAUUGGGAAUUUACUUCUAUUUCAACACUGGGUAUCUGUGUAAAAUCAAAAUGGCUGGUUGGAAAAGACACAGAUGUAGGAUUUGAAGUUAAACAAGUAAAUACGGAAUGGUUUACAAGUUAAUUUACAUGGGCUAGUUUUGAACACUAUUAAACACAUGUACUUUCUGAGCUAAAACAAAUAUUCAAGUAUUAUCAAGUUUUGUGGACUUUUGGUGCUGACAGUCACUAAAAGAUACUCUUUACAUGUUAUUCUGUGUGACGCAUCAUACGAAUUCAAGUUUUGUAGACUUUUGGUGCUGAUAGUCAUUGAAAGAUACUUUUUACAUGUUCUGUGUUACGCAUCAUAUGAAUUCGUCGACAUCGUCAUUUAAGGGUUACAAAAAGGGUAAAAAUGCAUAAAUAUUCAGUUUCUACAAAUUUUAAGUCUUUUUAGAUAUAUCGAAAUGUGCUCUGUUUGAAACUGUAGAAAAGUCGUACGUACACAAUGUAGAAAUGUAGACAUAAUGUUCUCAGAAUUUUAUACCAAGAUUUAAAAAAUUUUGUGAUUUAUUUAUUUCAUCUAUGUUUUGAUUUAAUAUUGUAUCCUCCGAAGAAAUAGAGGCUUUUCUGAUUGUCUGAUGAUGUCAAACAAAUUAACAAAACAAUUUACUCAACACAAGAAAUCUUAACCGAUCGAAUUUCAUGUUGUUAAAAUAAAUAACGGCUCAACAAGUUGAAAAUCAGCAUUGAAGGAGUAUUAAAAAAGAAACCCACAUUACUCAGUGACAAAUUAGCUUGCAUUUUUUUUUAUGCAUGUUGGUGUUCUUAAAUAUUACUAUUAGUGUAUAUUAUUGAUUUAAUUGUUAGCAAAUUAUGACAUUUUAGCCAGAUAACAAGCGAAAAAAAGUAAUACAUAUGUAAUUUAUAUUCAUAACAUUGGUAUAAUCGAUUAAUCAUAUUGUUUAUAAGCGCCUUGUAUGAUUUUAAACAUGAUGUUAAAUUAUUUUUUUCUAACUUUCUGCACUAACAUGUGAUUACUUCUGUAGAAAUUUUCAUCAUCACGUUAAACGUGAACUAGCGGUGAUAAUUUCUAUUUAUAUAUAUAGUAUUAGGUCCGAGACCACAAUUGUCGUCCCGUUGUUCACGAAUAUAGUCCCUAGUGUUGACAGUGGGUUACUUGCCAUUAAUUUUUAUACCCCUUCCAAAUUUAUUUCUCCAUAUUAAAUGCCUCAAAUUGCAAGUAGGGGGUGAAAUUACACUGUAAAAAAAUUUGGGUCCAGAAUUUUAAAGGAAAGUAGUGAUUUGUUCAAGCUGAAAAAGGUUAAAAAUUAGCACUUCGGAAGCUGUCAAAAGAUUUCAAGACGCCCUAAACAUAAAAUUGUCCAUAUUUUGAGUUAGAGCCGAUGAAGUUUUCUAUAAUUUGUCCCAAAAGUAGUACAACACACUGUAAAAAAUUCUUUUGAGAAAGCGCAGAAGGGAUUUUUUUUAUUGUCAUUUAUGUUCUAAAAGAAAUGCACUACGAAAUAAUUGUGGUCUCGGACCAGAUAUGUCAUGUCAAACAUGACAAUACACAACAGGUUAACUAUAAUAUGUAUGGUCAUUAUUGUACUCAGACUCAUAAAUCAAAACUUUGAAUUUUACGAAUGUUUAGAAUCACGGUUUAUUUCCAGGCUUACAUUAACUGUAUUUGGCAAAACCUUUCGGAAUUUUGUGUACUCAAUGCUCAACUUCCUUUAUUUGGUGCGUGACUGAUGGUAUAGACAAACGGGUGUUCGGCGUACAAAAUUAUAACUACACAAUUUCAAUCCUGACAUCUAUGAUGAGUUUAUUUGUACUCUGACUACUAACUAUGUUUUAUGACUAAAAGGCAUGGACUUUCCCUAUCUGUCAGUAGACCCAUACGAAGUAUUCUGUUUAUUUGCUUUGAAUGUGUGAAUAUGCAGCUACGUCCAGUCGGAAUGGGGACGUUAAAUAAAAUCCCUCAAGUAGGUAGAUGUAACGCUCUGUAAAUUAAAAAAAAAAAGGCUUAAUGCUCUGUAGUAGGCUUGUUGCAGGGCAAAUUUUCUGUCUCUAUCAAAUAUUAUUCUUGUCAUCUAAAUAGUCGACCCUGAUUUCUGGUAGCGCAUAAAGUGAAACUCCUUUAUGGUAUUAUUCUCAUCUUGAUUUUUAUUUUAUGAAUGAAAAAUUUGCCACUGGACGUUAUGUGAACAGCAUCCAAUCAAUGACACAUGCGCCUAUUUCGUCAGAAGUAAAGUAAAAUAAACAGAAAAGUUACAAACACCCAAUGAACCUUUUAUAUAUAUAUUUCUUCCAAUUAGAAUGAACUGACUCUUAUUGUACAUGGAAUCUGUGUGCAUAGACGGAUCCAUUAAGUGACCUAGGUUUGGAACUUUACAUGGUGAUUCGUUGAUUGCACACAUGCCCCCUCUCCCACAACCACCACCCUUUUCAAGAUGGCGGGAUCCGCGUCAGGUGUAAAAUAUUACAGGAAGACAUUCCAAAAUAGUCAAACAAAAUAGUAUUGUAACUAUUGACGAGAAAUGUCAUGUUCUACCAUUAAAUAUAGCAAUUUACAUGUAUAUGUUCUAUAAAUCUGUUUCUAACCAUACUGUCAAAAGGUUAUUGUUUCGUCAUCUAUCAUGUGCAUGUAAGGACAAAUUAACACUAUAAUGAUACAUAAUGCAUUUAUUGUUAUAAUACAUAAUUU